This is a messenger RNA of Vespula vulgaris, 1024 nucleotides long. RefSeq lists its product as uncharacterized. The coding region runs from base 364 to 651 and encodes 95 amino acids. Lineage: Eukaryota; Metazoa; Arthropoda; Insecta; Hymenoptera; Vespidae. The transcript is spliced from 3 exons. The record is from RefSeq and is a predicted model, not a curated record.
UCAGUUUGCUUACAUUCAUGUUGCUACACAUGAUUAAGCAUUUGCUGAUUUUAUUUUAUUUCUUGUGUAUUCUUUUAUUUAAGUAAAAGUUCAAUAUAGUGAAUAGUCGUGUUAUGUAAUAGUUUCUUGUGCUACGUUUGAAUUGUUUUGCAUUUUCAUUUUUGUCAUGGUCACAUUAUUAUUUUUUUCUGCAGAAAAAACAAGGUCUCAAUCUUUCAUACUUUCCUUGCAUCUAACGUAUUCCUGUUGCACGUGCUUCUCGAGUCAAGGACGAGAAUCGACUUUGAACUACGUCAGGAACGUGUUGUGCUUCCUCUUUUUUUUUCUUCUUAUCAUCGAAAGCGAUUAAGCCAAAUCUAAAAAAUGAAAGUGACAAUGACGUUAUUCGCUUUAAUAUUGAUAUGUUUGAGCAUCGUUCAGAUCGAAUGUCGAUCUAAUAAUAAGAAAACGAAGCAAUUGUCGUUACAAAGUAAAGAAACCAAUCCAGUGAAUUUUAUAAGGUUGCUCGUAAUGAGACUUGUUUUUGGUGUAGCGACAUCGAUGGGAUUAGGUGAAAAUAUUUCUGGUGUUCUUGGAGGAAUAUUUGUACCUCCUGGCGCGGAAGAUUAUGCCGAUUAUGCCGACGAUGAUCUGAUCCCUGAUUUAUUCUAAUGAUUAUAUGAAUUUGAAAUAAUUUGUAUUUUAACUGAGGAUAUAUGUAUAAUACGUUUUUUAUUUAUUUAUUUAUUUACUUAUGUUUCUUAUUAGUUAGGGAUACAUGUAUGUGUAUGUAUUUUAUGAUUAACAUAGAUUUGACGACGGCAAAGAAAAUGAUUGCUGCGACCUAAAUGUUAGUUAACAAUUAAGGACAGCACGAUAUAUGCUGCUUCGUUUGAUCACGUAUGACAAAAGUACUAACGGUUCGCGCUACGCGCGUGCUAAUUACAUAUUAAAGUAGUAUUUAUGUUAUAACUUCGUAUAUCUAGCACACUAUGCGAGAAAUAUUUAUGUAUAUCUUUCAAUAAUGUUAAUGAUCGAGGAUAAG